CUUUUUACAUUUAUACAUUGGAUUUUUAAUAAAAUUUUUCUCAGAAAGAACUGCAUCCUUGGAAUGCAAUCUCGAACUUGGUCGUAAUCUACCUUGAAUCGACCUGUCCAUUCGACCUUUCCUGUCGAGGAAAGUUAUUUACAUUGCAACGUCGUUUACAUGAGAAACUCGUUAUUCCCAACCGAGUGUUGGCAGUACUGAAGGAGUGUCAAAUUUGAUAUGAAACGGAUGUUUAAAAUUGUACAUACACUCUGUAGUAUUGAAUGAUGUCGAUUUGCUCGUGAUUUCUCACUGGAUGCAAUUUGUCGUGAGAUUUGAGUGAAAUUAAUAUUACACCGAGAUACUGAAAAUGCUGAUCUACGAUGUGCUGCAUAAGGAAAAGGUCUACCAUAUCAUCGCCAAUGAUCUCAGGAGCUUUGGGGUUAAGUAUCGCUUCAAAAAGAGUAUGCUUAAGAGCGAGAGGCCCGAUGUCUGCAAGGACAUUUCCAAGAGGGUCUUCAAGACUCCUCUGUUUUAUCAACCCUUGGAUAUCGUGAAUCUAUCCUCGGGCGGCAUAGUUCACGUGCCCGUGUUCGUGAUUCAAGCCACGACAUUCCUGGAAAAGUAUAUUACACAGGAAGGUCUUUUCAGGAAAGCUGGCUCCCAGGCGCGGCAGAAAGAGCUGAUGUCUCGCUUAGAUAACGGCGGCAGCUUAGGCGAGAAGAAUCACGCGAUCGAUGUCGCCAGUUGUCUAAAAUCUUUCUUCCGAGAUCUGCCAGAGCCGUUAAUACCAUACACGUAUCACGAUCUGUUUGUACACUGUGCUCUUUUGAAGAGUUAUCGAAUACAGGCUUUACUGCUAGCGUGCACACUGUUACCCCCAUAUCACCUGAAUACUUUAGCCUUUUUCAUGGAGUUCUUGAAGAAAGUCUCCAUGUAUGAGAAACAAAACAAGAUGAGCAUUGAAAACCUGGCAAAAGUUGUCGGACCAAAUAUCAUGCCUUUAAGAGACACGAGUAUGUCAGCUGUGCAAAAUAGAUUGCAAAUGCACUUGACUAUUAUCAAGAUAUUAAUUGAAAAUUCACAAAAUAUUGGUAUUCUACCGCCUCAUAUUGCACAAAGCGUUUCUAUGGAAACAAGUGGUAGUACAGAUAAUGGAUUAGAUUCAUUUGAGUUACUCGGAAAGUCUAAGAAGAAGAAACAUCGUAGUGGAAGUCUUACACGAAUGUUUAAUGGAUUGAAGAAAAUAGUUGGAAAAGGUGUCGAUGAUAUGUCUAAUAUCAACCAUCAACAACUUCUUACACAUCCAGAGCAGUUAACUGUGCCUUUACCUAAAUUUAACAAAAAACGAAAAGUAGCAGAAAGAAUGGAUGCUCCAAGUAUAAAGAAAAAGAGAGUGGCUGACAAACUAGACAAGUCAAAGAAAAUAAGACUGAGUUUGGACAAAUUUGUACCUAAAAAUAAAUUAAAAAAUACAGAGGGUGACUCAUCCGAUUCAUUUACAAAUAAUUACAAAUCGCACGUACAGUUGAGACGUUGGAGUUCGGUAAACAAUUCUUCCGAUACGUGUAAAAUACGAAAAUAUAACGACGGAAUAUCACACUUGAAAUUCAUGAAAAAUGAUGAGCCAUCGAAUGAUGAUUUGCUUCAGGAAUAUGACAACGUAUUUAUCGAUGCCAAUGUGAACUUAUCGGACGAAGGUGGUGGGCAAGAAUUAUUUCUAAGUGAGGAUCGUCAUAGGGCUAGCAAACAAUGGCAUAUAGAGGCAAGCACGAGUUUGAAGAAAUUAGAUGCUACGGAUGAAAGUGAUAAUAUAUGUUUGUUGAGUCCCGAGGAAAAGACUGAUCUGGAAGAAUUCGAUACGUCUCUUCCGAAUACUGACACGAUAUCAUCGUCGAGCGAUCACUGUGAAGAAGAUUACGUCAGAAUUCCUAAAAGCGAGUACGAGGAUAUAAAAAAUCGAGUUUCCGCAAUUGAAUCACGUAUUUCGCAGGAAUUUGGAAGCAUAUAUGAUGAGGAGAAUGAUAUAACUGCACAUUCGGUGAACAAGGUGCAGACUGCAUAUGAGAAAACAUUAGAAGAGGCUAGUAUCGAGAAUAAUCUGACAAGUGAUUAUUUAGCAAAGAAACUGAGUAAAGAAUUAAAGAUUAGAAGAUCGGGAGAACAUAAAAUAAUAAGAUCCCCUAGCGCAAGAAAAAUUGGAACGUUAAGAAGACGUUCACAAGAGAAAGUCACCAGCAAACGCGUUAGACGGACUGCAUCGUGGCAUAUAUCUCCGGAAUUCAAUUUGCAACAUCAUAUACAACUAGAGAAACAAGUAAACGGUUAUCCCAUGGAGAAACAAUCGACGUUUACUAACAAAUUUUUGGAGGAACAAUUUUAUUCUACAACGAGAUCUAAUGAAAUGAUUUCUGACAAUGCGGCAGAUGAGAUAGCUUGUUUACGUGAUCAAGUAAAUACACUGAUUACGAAUAAUAGCAACUCGAAUCUUUCUGGAUUUAAAGAUCUACAUUUAACAAAUAACCGUGUGAAUUCAUCUGUGCGCAGAGCAUCGUCUUUCCAUGGGAAAGAUUUCGUAGACAAUUCAUCUUAUUUUGAUAAAAAAGUAGACGAAUUGAGGAAGUCUAUUAGCCAUCAGAAUAUAGUCUUAAAUAACGACUGUGUACAAAGAGACGAUAUUAUCGCCGAGGGUUCGAAGGAGAUAUCUUGGAAAGACGCAGAUCGAUACUUCAAAUCAGUAUCUCGUACAAACACACCUGCUCCACAAACUGGUAGGGCGUCAGUCGCAAAACUUCGUGCGCAAAAUGCUGGGAUGGUUUUGGCUAAGGCGAGAUUAUUUGACGAAUGCACCACCAAAAUUUCCGACCUUACAUCAACGAAUGCGCCAAGCAAAAAACAUUACCGUGAUAAUGCGAUUGUAAAACGUUCUCCAAACGUAGCUAAAGAAACAGACGUCGAACAUUUCAAGCAAACGUACAAGAAAACACAAGUCUCUCGGAAGCAGUCCAAUAAGGAGACGAAAAGUAAAAAUUACUAUCCAGUUGUAUUAUCUACAAAUGUGUCACCACAAAUCAAGAUAACAGGCACACAAACAAAGCCGCUUCAAGAACACGUAGACAAGAAUUAUUGUCUCGCGCAGAAGUUCGAAGUACAAAAUCAGAAACUGUCGAACAAGGAUUCGAUUUCAUAUCAGAUUUCUGCCAAGGACAAAACGAUUAACAUCGCACGUGAUAUAGAAAUUCAUCAGAAAGAAAACACUGCUACGAAAAUAUCGCCGUUGGUAAAGAUGUCUGUCGAUACGGUGUCACAAAAUCUGUAUUCUUUUUAUAAAGUGGAUGUUAGCAAAACGCCGCAUAUUAAGCGACCUUUAACUGUCAAAACCCCAAAAAGUACCAAAUUAACGCGUAAACCGCCGGUCGAAACACGUAGAACACCUUUGAAAGCGACAGCACAGUUAGGAACUCCGAAACGUCAGAGUCCUAAAAGUAUCUUGAAGACAAGAACUCUUAGUAUGCAUACGUAACAGAAAGAGAGAGAUGGACAGAAUAUAAAGAAGUAAUAAAUAUCAUGUUAAAUUUAUGUGCUUCAUUUCUAGAUAUGUUAUCAUAAGAAAGUAUAAUUUUUUGUAAUUAGCACAUUGUGGUGUUCCUAGUACACAGAAUACUAUCAAUCGAAUAUACAAGAGUUACUAUAGAGAUAGUAUCUGUCACGAAACCGAUAGUUUAAAUAUGAUUGUGUAAAAUUGUAUUCCGCAUGUUAUUUAAACGGAAUAAUUGGUUGUAUGAUUGAAAAACGCACUUGUGAAUUAUACACUUGUGUAAUUUUAUGAAUUUGAUAUCCAUUCAGAUCGAACAAAGCACACACUAAACUUUUGAAGUACUGUUUUCUAAGACUAGUCAUUACAUGUAUCUGCUCACUUACAUGUGUUCCUCGUUAUAUUCAUCGUUAUUUACAUGACAAUUUCGAAUUCAUUGCAAUAUUCAUUCUCCUUCAUUAAUACAUGUGUGUGGACGUAGUAAUAAUAAUAAUUACUAUAAUUGACACUCGACUUUAAUAUAAAAUAUAUCAUUUGAUGAACCUUUCA
Odontomachus brunneus is the source of this 4063-nucleotide messenger RNA. RefSeq names its product rho GTPase-activating protein 11A-like. The record is from RefSeq and is a predicted model, not a curated record. Gene Ontology annotation, biological process: signal transduction. NCBI's taxonomy places the organism in Eukaryota, Metazoa, Arthropoda, Insecta, Hymenoptera, Formicidae. Bases 350 to 3502 code for a protein of 1050 amino acids. The transcript has 6 exons.